Messenger RNA from Plasmopara halstedii, 2283 nucleotides. RefSeq lists its product as uncharacterized. NCBI's taxonomy places the organism in Eukaryota, Oomycota, Peronosporomycetes, Peronosporales, Peronosporaceae. The transcript is spliced from 3 exons. Bases 1 to 2283 code for a protein of 760 amino acids. The record is from RefSeq and is a predicted model, not a curated record.
AUGGGCAAGGGCAAGAAGAGCAAGGCGACCAAAAAGAGUGCACCAAAUAGCGCAAAGAAAGUGACGGUCGGUCAACCGGAUGUGCAGGUCAUCACUGCCAUUGCAAGCCCACAAGACUCAUCAAUUGCGACAAACACGCCCUUAAUGUCGAAGUCGAAGCGUAAACGAAUGAAGAAAGCGGCAGCUGUAGAAUCGUUAAGUAUGAAUCCAGCACCAUCUAUAGUGAAGUCGACUGCAGCUGCAACGACACCCAUUAAGACGAAGGUUGCGGUAUUGACGCCUUCUCUUGUCGCCAAGCCACAUGUGGUUUCGCUGACAAGGGACAAGAAAAAAAGAAAGCUUAAUGCAUUGAUGGGAAGUACUGACGCCCUAGACGCUAGUUCUGCAUCAAUUGAAUCGAUAAAAAGACGAUUGAUAGAUGAAGCAAACACUCCUACGACAAUUAAGGCCAAAAAAGUGGUUGCUCUGUCGGGUCAGGGAGGUGUGCCGUCAAUUAGUAGUAUGAAUGCAAAGUCUGAGGCAUUAUCAGCGGGUUCGAAGCAGAUGCAUUUACAGGCUCGGCAUGUUCACAUGAAGAAAAGCAAGCAGAGCCAGCAUUCACACAAAAAGGAAAGUGAGGCGUUGGAAGCUGGUCAAUUGAUGGCGCGUAAAACGGUGAAGAAGGUAGCGAAGAUAGUUUCAUCGCCUGUGGUUGUGCAACCAAAAGCGAAAGAAAAAGACUGUUUGAUCGCAACGACGUCGCUUAUGAUAAGGCAGCAAGAUAAAAGUAAGAGUGCUAACAACGCGUCUAAAGUCGCUGCUGAGAACCCAGAACCAGUGAUGCAUACCCUUUGUGUCGCUCAGGCAGAUAGUUCAGUGAAAGAGUCACAAUCUCAAAAUCUGAAGGCAGAGAAAACAGAAACAAAUAAAAUUGAAACAAUCUUGCCGAUAAACGACAAGGUGAAGCUUUGUGAAAAGACAAACCUUGAAGGAGGACCGGACGAUUCCACAGUUGCUCAUCUAGGGAGUUUUGACACAAUGCCACCACUGGCAUUGUGUGACACAGGCAUGGGUACGAUAUCAUUUUCUGAGGUGUCAAAUGAACCUACGAGUGGUCUUCUCAAGCCAAGGCCGGUGUCGAUAGCCGUGGACUCUCCACCACAAACGGUAUCUGCUAAGGUCGAACCGCGACAAUUAGAGAAGGGAAAGACAACAUUUGAUGCAGCACUUUUAUCCAGCUGCGGUUUUAAUCAAUCGCCAUCGGCAAAGCAGCGCUCUUCAAAAGCUGAGAUUUUGCAACCAUUUGAAGAGUACACAGAGUGUGUUAGUAGUGGUAUCGCUAUUCAAUUUGAUACAGAACAACAAUGCGCGAUAUCAGAAAACAAUUUUAUGGUGGACCCUUCGGCAGACAAUGAAUGCGUGAACGCUGCGGCUCAUGUGGCGAGUGAUUUAUUGAUGACAUCAGUUCUUGAAAACGAGUCACAUGCAAAGGAUACCCAAGUUGCUAGUACUGUAGCAGAUGUUACACUUUCCUAUAUGAAACAGUCUGAUCGGACAGCUGAAGAUACGGAUUUGACAGAUUCACGAAAUGGAAUGAGUCAGGAUAACAAGGAAGUCCUUGCAAAGGACAGUCAGACGUGCAAAGAGACGGCAAAGAAGGGUGAACGAGACACAAUUUCUGAUGUUGCUAAAAACACUGGUGCUCGUCUUUCUCAACAAAUGGACACUCUACCGUCGCGUCCGCCAAAUGCUUGGGGUGCGUCGUUUGGCCUGGAGCCGCCAAUUCAGCGUACCCCCUCUAUACUUCAAAGGCUGUCAACGACGCCUCUUAGUUCGUGGUUUCUUUCUAAAGGAUGCGCAAAUUUUAUCAAGCAUAUUCAUUUCUCGGAUGACGAGAGCACCGAUGAUGAUAAUGAAAGUUUGGUUCGAGUUGACAGAACUUCACCCAAGAGGAGAACCUCGAAUGUAAAGAAAAAUGCGUUUCUAGAGACGCUGACAAACCACUCAAGUUGGCGCACGUGGUAUGGCGACGUGGACGUAAAUAGUCCGCUGGAUCCCCCGCUACCUCAUUUUCCGGUGCAUAUGGACGAAGCUAAAGUACCUGCUUUUUCAAUGCCUAUAGUAAAUCAUCAAGAGACCGAUUUAACAAGAAAGAAAAGCAAACUUGCGAUGCUAGAGGCUGACAUCAGACUCGAAAAGCUUCGAGGCUCAGCGUUUAGUUUGCAACUACUGAUGGCACUUCAAGGCAAAAGUUUGUCGGGGAACUCGCUUGAGGAGGAUUACAAGAUGCUUUCGCAACGGUAG